UGGGAAAUGAGUUUAAUCAGAAUGGAUGAGAGGAUUAAGCUCAAGGCUAAAGCAUACUGCUAAUUCAUUUGGGCAAUGCAUUUACUUCAUCAUGACUGCAACAGAUCAGAAACCAACUUUAAUGGACAAGAAGAACACUCAAAAGGGGAUUCACAGAUGGAAUGCCACAAUCAAUGUCUCCCUUUUUGGUUCACUACCAACCUACUUCUUCAAUCAUUUCUUGGCUGCUUCUGGUCUGGAACUUUGCCUAUUCUGUUGCAUGUGGAUGAACUGAUACAAAGAGAGCAAAAAACUUUUUGAACCUUACGCUGCAGACAUGCUUAUAAGGUUUGAGGGAUGAUCCUUAUGUUUGAGUGACAUUGAGAAAGAUCAUUGCUUUGAAUAAUAAAAUUAUAAAGAUUUUAGAAGGUGAAUGAAAUUUAUUGCAUCGUGAAUUCUGGAAGAAGGUGGGCUCUUAAACGGAAUUGUUGUAAAUCAUUCAUCGGUUCUUCCCGAUUAUGAUCUCGUGUGACGUUCGAGCCCUCCGGAACACCAGCGUUGGUUCCGAGUCGCGCUCCUUGUGGUCGUCUGGCGGGAAGCGGCACCUUCUCCGGCUAUGCCGAGCAAACGCAGGAGGACCGACCAGUCGAGAGGCCACCCGCGUAACAAGUACUCAGAGAGAGCCCCCGAUUUCCGGCACUUGGCGUCGCUCUACCCUUCCUUCCGCUCUUUCGUCUUCUACUCCAACGGGAAGCCCAGGAUCGACUGGACCGACUUCAACGCCACCAGGGAGCUCACCAGAGUCCUCCUUGUCCACGACCACGGCAUCCAUUGGUGGAUUCCCGACGGCCAGCUUUGCCCGACGGUGCCCAACCGGUCGAAUUACAUACAUUGGAUCGAAGACUUGCUAUCGUCGGAGGUGAUUGUGAAGCCGGAUGCUGGAGAGAGGAUUAGGGGUUUCGAUAUCGGGACUGGAGCAAACUGUAUAUACCCGCUGAUCGGUGCGUCUCUCUAUGGGUGGAGCUUUGUUGGGUCAGAUUUUACAGAUGCUGCUCUUGAAUGGGCGAAAUGGAAUAUUGCGAACAAUCCCCACAUUACGGAACUGAUUGAGAUAAGAAAUGCACUGGAAUCAGGGGAGGGAUCUCAGUCGGCCAAUUUGUCACUGGUAAAGGAGGAGGCACAAAUUGGUAAUUCGGGUUCUGACGAAGUUGUUUUCUCAUCAGAAGGUAAUGUUGGUGAUCAUUUUAAUGAUGUGGUGGUGGGAAACAGAAAAACGGAGGUGAAUGUCAGUGUUGGACAAGGUGAAGAUGCAGCAUUGCCUUCUUCAUGUUCUUCGGAUCAGGCUUCGUCUGCUUCCGAUGUUAAAUACUAUGGCCCGCCUAUACUUGUUGGAGUUGUCAGGGAUGGUGAGAAAUUCGACUUUUGCAUGUGUAAUCCUCCAUUUUUUGAAAGCAUGGAGGGGGCAGGCGCCAAUCCAAGGACUUCAUGUGGUGGUACAUCGGAAGAGAUGGUUUGUCCUGGUGGAGAGCUGGCCUUCAUCUCUCGAAUCAUUGAAGACAGCAUCAAAUUAAAAGAUUCAUUUCGGUGGUUUACUUCGAUGGUUGGAAGAAAAGUAAACUUGAAAAUUCUGGUUUCAAAGCUUUGGAAGGUUGGGGUCUCUACAGUACAGACUACAGAGUUUGUUCAAGGCCAGACAUUUAGAUGGGGACUUGCAUGGUCGUUUGUUUCUCUGUCCAAUAGAAUACCAUCAUCAAAAUUGCCAGACAGGACUAGUCAGUCCUUCAUGCUUGAGGGUCUUCAGCGUCAACUAGGUGCUGUACAGGUUCUGCAAUCAGUGGAGGUUUUCUAUGGGGCAUGUGGUGCAUCUUCUAAAGCUAACUUGUCAUCCUUCUGUGUUGAUGUCACAGCCUCAAGUGAACAUUGCGAAGCACUUCUUGGUAAAAGCAAGGGCAGUGCUGAUAAUGUUGAAGCUAAUAAACUUGAUGGCUCAGGUAGUCCUUGCCAUUCAAUGGAGGGCCUCUCCUUUCGCAUUUCAGUGUUUGAGCAAAUUCCAGGAACACUGUUAGUUAGAGGCUCAUUAACGAGAAAAGGGAGUCCCCUGGCAGGCUCUUUCUCGCCCAUCUUCAUCAAGAUGGAAGAGUUUCUGAGAGAUAAGUUUUCAAUGAAAUGACUUGCUCCGUAUGCCGCCAAGAUGGUUCUUUCGCAGAUUCCAGCCCAACCAGCCUUUGCUAAUUUGGUCACAUAAUUUUGAAGAGUGUUGAGAACGCUGCGGUUGGGUAAUAUCACCUAAUUUUAGUUCUCUUUUUCCUGGCGACGGAUAAAGGUGCCAUUCGUAACCAUAGCUCGCGUUGAGUUUCCUUGUAUCCUGCGCUCGUAUAUUUGGGGAGGUAUUAAUUUCUUGCCUGCUCCUGUAAAUUAUUGUUUAUUUUAGCUUAACCAACGAGCUUCCAUGAGAAAUUGUAUUGUAAAAUUUCAAGAGCAGUUGACAGAUUUUACUAGUUAAAAGCUUACUAUGUGCUAUAUUAAAAAAUUAUGGUGCAUCGUACUCCGGUGAGGAUAUUGGAACAAUA
Messenger RNA from Nymphaea colorata (pocket water lily), 2549 nucleotides. RefSeq lists its product as uncharacterized. The transcript has 8 exons. Bases 596 to 2149 code for a protein of 517 amino acids. Gene Ontology annotation, cellular component: nucleus. Gene Ontology annotation, molecular function: 23S rRNA (adenine(1618)-N(6))-methyltransferase activity. The record is from RefSeq and is a predicted model, not a curated record. Lineage: Eukaryota; Viridiplantae; Streptophyta; Magnoliopsida; Nymphaeales; Nymphaeaceae. Gene Ontology annotation, biological process: rRNA base methylation.